This is a messenger RNA of Prosopis cineraria, 1654 nucleotides long. RefSeq names its product protein GET4. Bases 275 to 1246 code for a protein of 323 amino acids. Gene Ontology annotation, cellular component: cytosol. Gene Ontology annotation, molecular function: protein binding. The transcript has 12 exons. Gene Ontology annotation, biological process: protein insertion into ER membrane. The record is from RefSeq and is a predicted model, not a curated record. Lineage: Eukaryota; Viridiplantae; Streptophyta; Magnoliopsida; Fabales; Fabaceae.
AAACUGAAAAUCCUCGCCAUGUCGCCGCUGAAAUUCUCACGAUAGAUGUCUGCAAGACUGAGAGCUUUUUCGGUAUCAAACUCAAUUUGAUUCCAUCGUCGUUUGUCGAUCAACCCCUGCUCACUACCAAAAGACUCGAACGCUGGGGAUCUGUUCCGUUGGCUUCUCCACCUCACUUUCUUUCUUGGUCUGCUGAAGCGUUGAGUGCGACCGAGAUCGCUUCCAUUGCAGGAGCGAAGACUACAAGAGACUGCCUAAAACCCCGAAAAUUCUUAUGUCGCGUGAGAGACUCAAAAGAGGCGCACUUCCUCCGGCCCUAGAGAAUAUUGAUAAGUUGCAGAAAGUUGUAAAUGAGGGCAAUUAUUAUGGAGCUCAACAAAUGUACAAAUCUGUCAGCGCCAGAUAUGUAUCUGCUCAGCGGUAUUGUGAAGCAUUAGAUCUCCUACAAUCAGGAGCAUGCACUCAAUUGGCACAUGGACAGGUCACCUGUGGGGCAGAACUUGCUUUAUUAUUUGUGGAGACACUAGUGAAAGCAAAAAUUCGUUAUGAUGAUGAAACUCUUGACCGCCUUGAGAAGAUCUACAAAGCUUUUCCUCGGGUUCCACUUCUGCAAAACUUGAGAGUUGAUGAUGAUAUGCAACAGAUUUCUGAGGCCCUUGGGGCUGCAAAAACACGUGUGGAGGGCUGCUCCUCAUUCUUAAGAGCUGCUAUCAGGUGGUCCGCAGAGUUUGGGGCAAAUAAUUAUGGAUCUCCAGAAUUGCACAUCAUGCUAGCUGAAUACAUUUAUUAUGAAUCGCCUGAGGUGGAUAUGGCUAGAGUAACAAACCAUUUUGUGAGAGGAAAUAAUCCAAAGAAGUUUGCUUCUAUUCUCGUUGAUUUCAUGGGCAAGUGUUAUCCAGGUGAAGAUGACUUGGCCAUUGCUAGGGCAGUUUUAAGGUAUUUAUCUUCAGGCAAUCUGAGAGAUGCUAACAUAUUGAUGGAAGAGAUAAAGAAUGAAGUUGCAUCUAAAGAGAUUAAAUUUCCUCAGACAGAUUUAAUGCAGCUCAUCAACUUUCUCUUGCUAACGUUGGAGAGAGAUGCAUUGCCUCUUUUUAAUAUGUUGAGAACAAAUUAUAAAUCAAGUAUUGAAAGGGAACCUGCAUUCAACGAGAUGUUGGAUGAUAUAGCAGAGAAGUUCUACGGAGUACAACGGAAGAAUCCUAUGGGAAUGUUUGGAGAUAUAUUCAAGUUGAUGGGGGCUGAUUGAUGAUGAUAAUUAUUGAGAUGCCUAAUGAAUUGCAUCAUAUCCUGCAAAUGGUAAACCUGCUCGACAUUAUAAAGAUUAUGAUGAGUCUGUAAGAUUUAUUUCUUUUGUUUAAGAAACAGAUAAAUUUAUCUACCUGCGAGCAAUAUCGUUGUAUGAUCUCUUAACUAGGUUUUAUUUUAAUGGAUUUGUUGUAAAGGUUAGCAGUUUUGCAGACUAUUGAACUGCUAGAAUAUUUUUGUUUCCUGCAAGAAGUUUGCGUUGGGGAUUCAUUGCAUUUUAAUAGGCCUCUACAAUCUUUCUGGCUUAUUUGAGGCUGGGAAUUAAAUGCUUCAUCCGAUACUAAAUGUAGGGGCUAAUUAAGAAGUUUGUUUUAGUCUUUAAAUGUAAGACCCUAAUCUUUUUUAUGUC